AUGGAGUUCCAUGACUGGAUCAAAUGGAAUAUUAGAUACUCAGGAAAUGUUGAAGUGGCGGACUGGACGGAAUUCUUCACUGCCGCCUGUUGGCUUAUAUGGAAGCGACGGAAUGUUCGUAUUUUUGAAGGGAGGAUUAUCUCAUUUCAGAGCAUUAGUGCCCGAGUCUCGGCUAUUCUUCAAAGUAUGAAGAAAGUUUCAAGUCAUGGAAGAAAAUUGAAUUGGGAUGGACAACAACCCCGGUGUGGACCGAAUACUUGGAAACCUCCUCCCAGGAAUUGGUUUAUGCUAAGUGUCGAUGGAUCUUUCUUGCCAGAUUCUCAACGUGGAGGUUGUGGCAGAGUUAUAAGAGACUUUGAAGGAAGGUUUGUGAGUGGGUUCACUCUCAGACCAGUAGGGAACGACAGCUUAACCACGGAGCUGUGGGCCAUUUUAAUGGUGCUUAAGCAUGCUUGGGAUACUGGUUUACGACAGAUCAUGGUGGCAUCGGACUCUCUGGAAGCAGUGAUCUUGGUCAAGGAAGGCAAUAUUAACGUUCAUCAAUACAGAGUUCUUGUUGAAGAAAUUCGUUUGAUGAUGCAGCGUCAGUCGAAUAUCUCGUUGAUGCAUGUUAGCAGAGACGCUAAUCACGUUGCUGACUUUCUUGCCCGUAAAGCUCCUAAUAAUUGGCCUGGUUUUUCUGUAAUUAGUAGCCUCAGGAGUUUGUUCCUUUGCUGA
Molecule: messenger RNA, 717 nt
Organism: Prosopis cineraria
Lineage: Eukaryota; Viridiplantae; Streptophyta; Magnoliopsida; Fabales; Fabaceae
Exons: 1
Coding region: 1-717 (238 amino acids)
Molecular function (GO): RNA-DNA hybrid ribonuclease activity; nucleic acid binding
Source: RefSeq, a predicted model, not a curated record